Messenger RNA from Culicoides brevitarsis, 757 nucleotides. RefSeq names its product 2-aminoethanethiol dioxygenase. NCBI's taxonomy places the organism in Eukaryota, Metazoa, Arthropoda, Insecta, Diptera, Ceratopogonidae. Bases 74 to 757 code for a protein of 227 amino acids. The transcript is spliced from 3 exons. The record is from RefSeq and is a predicted model, not a curated record. Gene Ontology annotation, molecular function: oxidoreductase activity, acting on single donors with incorporation of molecular oxygen, incorporation of two atoms of oxygen. Gene Ontology annotation, cellular component: mitochondrion.
UUUUGUUUUGAUUUCACAAUAUACCAAACUCGCUUCGAAAAUUGGCUCAAAACUCUCACGGAAGUCAAAGACAAUGACUUCUAUGCUUUCGAGAAUCAUCCGGCAGGCACGACAGACCUUCGAGCCAAAAAAUCUCGCAACAUAUCAAAAGAACUUCUUGCAAUUACGAGAAUUGGUGAAUGGCUUACAAAAUUUUCUCGAUCCCGAGUUGAUGUCGGCGAAAACAUUCGCAGCGGAAGGAAAAGCUCCAUGUACUUUUGUAAAUAUUUAUGAAUCGGAGACUUUUACACUGACAGUUUUCAUCUUGAGGAAUGGAUAUACGAUGCCUCUGCACGAUCAUCCCGACAUCACUGGCUUGUUAAAAGUCAUUAACGGACGUGUAAAAAUUCGAAGUUACACAAAAAUUGACGACCAAGUUGAUCCGAUGAAUGUUCAGAUGGGACAACGAUUCGAAGUUUCCAAAGGAGAAAGUAAAAUUUUAUCACCUGACUCACCAGCUGCUUGUUUAACCCCAAGCGACAGUAAUUUCCAUGAAAUUCAAGCAAUCGAGGGAAAUGCAGCCUUUUUUGAUGUCCUAAGUCCUCCGUACGACGAAGAUAUCGGCGGAAAUCGAAAAUGUUCGUUCUACCGAAGAGUCGUUGAACGCACCGGCGAUACCGAAAAACUGUAUUUGGAGAAAAUACGUGCACCAUAUUCGUACUACUGUGAUGUUGAGCCAUUCGAGUUGCCAGAAACGGAUAAAAGGGACAUCCUAUAA